CGCGGCUACGUGAAUUAAAAUUUAAAAGAGAGUUGCAAGAGUGGGAUCACGGGGGAGGAUGAACACUGAAGAUGAUGGGGCUGUACCAAGGGUAUAAAAAGCAACGUGUCGACGGUGAAACGCGCAUUCUUCCGCCGAUUUCCACUCGACCAUUAACAGAUAUGAAUUUACCUCUUGCACUUACCUGCGUGAUGACAGUGAUCUGGUUGUUCAGCGAAAACUGUGAAACGGCGCCCGAGGUGAUCAAUGACGGCCACCGGAGAUUCAGGAAACAUCCCCUGUCACAAGGGUACAAGCAGAAUGUUCUGCAGGGCGAAGAGGAUAAUUUUUUGGACUGGAACAAGCGUCAGCAUUUCGACGAUUACGGCCACAUGAGAUUCGGCAAACGUGAACAUUUCGACGAUUACGGUCACAUGCGGUUCGGCAGGAGUCAUAAAAUAGACAAUUAAAAAUGCUAGUUGAUACGUAACUGGAAAUUAGUAGUGUCAUUUCAUUGUUAUCAAGUAGAUGAACUAUAUUUUACAUUGUAGACAAGUAUUGUUUAUCAUUACGACUGAACUAUGGAUUCUUAUGCAGAAUUGCAGAAUAAAACAUUUGUGGUAUCAAUUAAAAAAAACUGUGGACAAACGUUCUUUUAUCACUGCACUCGUGUUUUAAUAUUGAAUACAAAGAAUUGUAAUAAUAAAACAGUAUACAUUUAUUUACGUACACAUUUAUUAAAAAGUGUUGAAAAUACUUGUACUGAUCUUAUUAUGCCAC
Molecule: messenger RNA, 759 nt
Organism: Ceratina calcarata
Lineage: Eukaryota; Metazoa; Arthropoda; Insecta; Hymenoptera; Apidae
Gene: Dsk
Product: Drosulfakinin
Exons: 3
Coding region: 72-449 (125 amino acids)
Source: RefSeq, a predicted model, not a curated record